AUGGUCUUCAUCCACGGCGGCGGCCUCACGUCCGGCGCGGCGACGACCUACGACUUCAAGGAUUUAGCGACCCAGGGCGACCUCGUCGUCGUGUCCAUCCAGUACCGCCUCUCGUCGAUGGGCUGGCUCGCGGUGCCCGGAGCGGUCGCCGCGAACAACGCGGGCCUGUGGGACCAGAUCGCGGCGCUCCGCUGGGUCCACGACCACAUCGCCGGCUUCGGCGGCGACGCGGCCCGCGUGACCAUCUUCGGCCAGAGCGCCGGCGGCACGUCCGUGCUGCUGCUCGCGUCGUCGCCGCCGGCGAAGGGCCUCUUCGCGCGCGCGAUCGCCGAGAGC
Molecule: messenger RNA, 336 nt
Organism: Aureococcus anophagefferens
Lineage: Eukaryota; Pelagophyceae; Pelagomonadales; Pelagomonadaceae
Exons: 1
Source: RefSeq, a predicted model, not a curated record